This is a messenger RNA of Linum trigynum, 1031 nucleotides long. The record is from the annotation of a GenBank genome assembly. NCBI's taxonomy places the organism in Eukaryota, Viridiplantae, Streptophyta, Magnoliopsida, Malpighiales, Linaceae.
AAAAUAAGGUUAGGCGAAAAGGAAAACUAAAAAAAUAGAAGCAUUUUUACAAGGAAAAACGACACCAUGUGACCUUCAACCCGAUAACCUUGCAGCGGGUCGACUCGAUGGAUGUAUAUGGCCCAUUUUUCUCACCAAGUUAAGAUCAAAAUGACCAAUCAGUGGAUCGACCCGCGAAUUGACAACCGUAUUCGAUACAAAUUUCCAAACACAUUUCCUGUUUUGGCAAGCAAGAAUGAGAGAAUUGUGGUGGCCGGUGGGGCGCUUACUUGCAGAUGAGGAGGGGAAUGGAGGCGAGAAGCUUAGCAACGCCAGAGAGGAGGGACUAGCGAGCUAGAUAAACCCGAUGAGCGACGUGAACGAGUUCAGGGACCGACAAGCCGUUGUGAGGUGGGUCCUCGAGCAUUCUCACGGGAUGUGCCUUUCUGGAUUCUCGCUCUUUCCUAGCCCGGCGAAUCAACUCUGUUACGGGACUAACAUACGGCUUCCUCUCCGAUUUGUCCCGCCGGGGCUUGGGUACGUCGGCAUAUGGAGGAUCGCAGAAGAAGCGGUGAUGGAUCAGACGGGUGCACAGUUUUUCUAGGUGGAGAUACUCAGCGAUUCGCCUCCACUGCAUGUGCUCGUCGUCACAGAGGACUUUUGUCGAACAGUUGGCGUGCGUUGAGACGUGUUUCGGCAAAUGCCUGCAAAUGGCGGCAUAGUGGUCAGAUUCAGGAAGGGAGGAGCAGCAGCAUAGAGCUUAGUGGCCUUGCCCAAUCCAGACACAGUUUUAUGGCAAAUUCGAUCUUAUCAAAGAAUUUGACUUGUCAACACUCAACAGUACGUUUAGCGAUACCGAACCAAGGAAGCAACAGGACUCUUGCGCGAGGAGUAAUCUGUAAUCCUGAGUCUCAAUAAUCAUUCAAGGCCACUUACGGGCUAUGGCGAGAUUACCUUCCGGAUUUUCGGUUCCGAACUUUCUUCAAGGAGCUUCAAAUUCUGAACUUGCAGCGAAGUAAUAUCGAUGCCGAUCAUAAACGAUACGGUAAAGU